GACGGCAUUUCUGAUGCCAUUUUUCACGCACUACGAGCUUUGUUUUCCGAAGAGGAUAAAAACAACGAUGCUACGAGUGCUAACAACACUUCUAGUGCAACUUCUAGUCAAGAUGCAGUCGCAGCUGAUGACGAAGAAGCCCUUUCGCGCCGCGAAAUGCAGGAGUUUGCUUCUGAGGUUCGUGCCUGGCUUGAAUCGCAUGAACUCUCAUUGGCUGAUUUUCUCAAUUCCAAAAUCUCAGCAGAACGAAAGCGCGUGAACAAGAUGCUCGGCGAAUUCUUGUAUGCAGAGAAAUUACGUGAUUAUACAAGUACACGAAGAUCUACAAGAAGUGGUCGCGCUAAUACUUUUCUACAACAUGAUCAACAGCCUCAAGCGCCUACUGCAGCAACUUCUGGUGUCCUAGAACAACAUGCACGCCUGCUUGGCACGUUCCUAGACAAAAUGCACAUCACCGGAGUAGUGCCUUCUAGAAGUCGUCCGUUCAUUGUGCAACUUCCUACACCAGCGCAUGUCGAAGCUCAAGCACCUAAUGAUCGGGGUCCGACUACGACAUGCGAAUCUUCUGGUGCUGAUCAACAACCUUCUAGUUCUACUACCUACUACAUGGACACAGGAGGAAGUCGUCUUCUCGCGGACCUUGAAGCAUCUUCUUCGAGUUUUUCUGGGGAACAGAUGUCCGUGUCCACCAGUAGCUCUAAUACAGCACCACCUUUCCUUCAGGUUCAGAAAGCAAACAGCACAUCUUCAUCUUCUACGUCUUCCAGGAUCAUGAACCCGCCUUCUACUGCAAACAAAGUGGUAACAAGGAUGCCUUCCGUAGGUGCAAAGUUGCAGACCAUGAGUGUCUAUUCUAGUCGCGAUUGGGCGCCAUCGUUUUUGCGAGCACGCCUGAUACGAGGCAUUGGAUACGCUGAUUCUAGAGUGAUCGACGAAAACGGUCUGCUUUUUAUGUAGAAGGAAAUAGUUAAAAAUAGUGGUCCCUUCCCAACCCCUGGAGUCGGUACAUUCAUUCAUUCAUUCAUUCAUUACUGCUUAGAGAAAUAGCACAAAUAGUGCUGCGGUUAGGUAAGAAGUGUAGGUGUACAAGACUCGUUUUCAUGACGACUCUGUUUUGUGUUCUCUAAAUGUACAUAUUGUUAAAGUCUUACAAAGAGCGGCUCUAAUCCCCGGUUCGAUCUGGCUCGUGGUAUGGUUGACGUUCAAAUUAAAGCGCCGAUGCUAGCUGCGUUCGAUCCCUUCUACGAGAGGUACCUGGCUAAAGGGAUUGAGAUCUACGACUUUUCUCACCAUACGGCGUGGGACUUUGACGCUCAAAACUUUGAACCAGGCUGUCGCAUGGGAUCUAUGAGGCUGUCUUGGAGAGAUGGAGGAAGAGGAUCUAUGAAUUGUGGUCGAGAUGGAGGAAGAGGAUCUAUAUUAAAUUGUGGUCGAGAUCCAGAUCAUGAUCAAUCCACGAUCCUUUGUGAUGAACCUGACGACGUAGAUAUGGGAUGUGAGCAGCAUGAGGAAGCUUUUGUCGAGGAGGACGACAUUGAUUUCGCUGGCGGAAGUGAUGACGAUGAAAGUGGAGAAACAACUACUCUCCUGUCAUUGUCAGCAGGCAUGGAGCAACUCGUCUCCGGAACAGCUACUCAUUCUUGCGCAGGUGAGCAGCCGCAAUCGUCUUUGUUGACUUCUAGUUGUACAAGCCGCGAGAACCUCCAGGAGGUGAAUAAAGUCAAGAACAUCACAACACCUACUGGUAGCACAACUUGUCCCCAUCGCCUUGACCACACUACCAGCAGCAUCAUCGCCACAGCCAACGCCAACUCACUAGAAGCGCAAAUCGAAGAUUCGAUUCUCUGUUCAUUUGGUUCACCGUUUUUGGUUCUACGCGAGGAUGAACGCCUUUGGAAGACACCUAAAAUCGAGAAACGCUUUGCAAGAUGGGCACUUUUGCUGGGUGCUUUGGUCAUGACGUCGGCUAAAGUGGUACCAACGUGGAAAUUGGCGAGAAAGAUAUUUGUGUAUUUUUAUGGCAAAAAAAGAUUUUUAUUGCGUCCUCGAUAGGAACAUAAUUGAACAAUUCACCCUUUUUUUUGGUCAUCGUGAGGACACAGAUGAUUGAAUCGUAGUACUACUCAAAGAAACAUGUAAAAAUAGAAAUACCUCCCUGACAACUCUUACAUCAGGAUGAUGUAAUAUAAACGAAGUGGAACUGCUUGAACUGCUUCUAACUUCAAGGACGUGGCUUAGUGCGCUUCUUCGAUCGCUUGGGAACGUUUUUGCAUCGCCAAGAGGAGAACAAUUGGGACGGAUCAACAGAUUGGAUGGUCAAAGCGGGUUCGAAAUUCAUUGAGGACGUAAAGGAAGAGCUAUGGAAUUUGGAGUUUCAUCCUGGAAUUUGGGGUUUCAUCCUGGAAUGGAGUUUGAUGUUCUCAUUUUGUCUCAAUAUGCCUGAGGAAGGGAAGGCUUCAUCUGUACUUUCCCACGGCCUGUGAUCAAGAUCACGCGAUUCAGCUAUAUCUGUGAUUCUGUCUAAUGUAGGCUGCAUCUGCUGCGAGUCUUACGAUAGACUCCUCAAAGGAAGUGACGCUGGAUGAUGCUGAUAGACGGCUCCGGCACUCGACUCAGCAGGAGAUCACAGCAGCAGAAUUAGCUAUGAUCAAGAGUUCUCCUCUAUCAUUUUGUAUUUUCCAGUUCUUCUUCGUUCUUUGCAAUUGCAAGCAAAUCAUGUUAGCUCAAUCUUACGCGCCUUCAUUUUCAUAAUCGAUGUACCUCUAAUCGUUACGCCCUUCUCUCGGAGUUGGAUCCACACCCAAGCGGUAUCUCCCACACGUCAAUUUACCCCUUCCUUCAACCGGUUGCAGUGUCUACGCUGAAAGCAAGACGAGACGGCCGCCUAUUGCAUCAAGCACUUCUUAUGAAUAAAGCAUCUAGAAGUAGAACAUGACGAAUUCUUCAGGGUCUUCGCCUUGUAAAAGUUAGUAUCAUGAUGUCGAUUCAUGUCAAUCGGAGCGACACCCUUCUAGUGCUAGUAAAGUAGUACUUAAGUACUUGCUUCCAGACCUCCUGGUGUCUUACAACAUUGCAUUUCUUCUAAACUCCGCAAGUACUACGAAGUUAUCGGACCCGCCGUAGAGGUUUUGAACACGUGGGCUGAGGUUGCUUCGACACUGGAGGAACGCAAAGUCGAUAAAGCCGCAUUCUCCAGAGCAGACUUAGAAAAUGUCUCGUUACCUGCUACGAUUGCUUUGUAGACCUAGCAGUAGCAUAAUUAGAUCUAGAUGAAACUAGGGGAUCACAUUUAGGUGUCGUGUGAGAAGAUGUGCCUGCUUGUUUUUCAGUUUCAUCUUUUGGUUGUCAAGCAUUGUUGACAAGGUACUUGCGCUGCCUUCUUACAUCAUCGAUGAAAAUAUUUAGCGACGAACCAUAGCUGAUUACAAACUUUGAAGCAGCGAGCUUCAAAUAUGUUCCACAUAAACAUAGUGUCGCCCUAUAUCUGCAGAUCGAAAUUAUAGCUGAUGUUGAGCUUUUUGAGAACAAAGCUUGCGAAAAUGAUUGGUAGCGGAUGACGAAUACUGACGUUCAAAACCAAUGAAGAUUCGCAUAAAUAUUUGACUUUUUGUUUCUACCAGAGCCAGCGCCAAGGGCGGGGUACUAGUGUGAGGACGAGGACACUACGAUUUGGAAGACCGACUUUGUGCCUGGCUCGCGAC
Molecule: messenger RNA, 3701 nt
Organism: Amoebophrya sp. A25
Lineage: Eukaryota; Dinophyceae; Syndiniales; Amoebophryaceae
Source: the annotation of a GenBank genome assembly